Messenger RNA from Oppiella nova, 426 nucleotides. NCBI's taxonomy places the organism in Eukaryota, Metazoa, Arthropoda, Arachnida, Sarcoptiformes, Oppiidae. The record is from the annotation of a GenBank genome assembly.
AUUACAUUUAUUUUUGCUGAAUAUAUUCUAAGCAAAGUUAAAAACUUAUUUGAACUAAGUUGAUUUUAUUUCACCAAAAAUGCCUUCAUUUUCUGCAUUAAUUUAUUUAUUAAUCAUAGUAACUAUUUUGAUUAAAAGUUCAUCGAGCAAAUCGUUGCCACUUUGGCCUAUAAAAAAUGGGAAACAUGCCAGAGCACCUAAAGUAGUAUACGUACAAUCGCCGCCCCAAGUGGUUCAUAAUCAUGUUAUCAACGAAAAUGUUAAUACUGUUGAAGUGGUCGUUCAUGUCCACACAACUAACAAUAAAGUGAUCAAUCUAAAUCAACCAGUGGCUAAAUCAAAUGGUUAUGCCAGAGCUCAGCCACAAUCCAAAAGGCGAAUCACUAAUAGAAAUAAGAAUUAUUAAUUAUUUAUAUAAUUUAAUUU